Molecule: messenger RNA, 1212 nt
Organism: Chlamydomonas reinhardtii
Lineage: Eukaryota; Viridiplantae; Chlorophyta; Chlorophyceae; Chlamydomonadales; Chlamydomonadaceae
Exons: 9
Coding region: 114-956 (280 amino acids)
Source: RefSeq, a predicted model, not a curated record
ACGAUAGUAUAGACGCAGGAGGCAGGCGCAUCACCCCCAACCGGUUGACGCAUUUGGCGAGCGAUACCGUAAUAAAAGCGGACGACUUGACGCGUGCAGUCUAGAACCUUCUUAUGUUGUCGCAAUUGCCCCAACGGAGUGCACAGCCGGCGACCACCGCGCGAGGCAGCCAUGCCGCCCCUAGUAGCGUUGCAUGGAGGGGAGCAGCCAGCGCCGGGGGUAUGCGGCCUCUCAGCCGGCGAGGCUGCAGGCUUGGACCCGUGCACACAGCAGCGGCAACCUCUGACGCCAGCGCGCCCACACCUGCGCCCGCGCCGGACAUGACACUAGAACCUUUCAAGUCGCUUGUGGCUGGCCGCCGCUUCAGCUGCACCAUGUGCGGCAAGUGCUGCACCGGGGACGGCGAGAUAUGGCUGGCUCCCGAGGAGAUCCCGCGCAUUGCCAAGCACCUCAACCUGUCGACGCAGCGCUUCCUGGAAACCUACACGAAGCAGUACUCCAAGUACCGCGGCUGGCGCAUGCUCAAGACCGCGGGCGACAGCGGCCAGUCCUGCGUGUUCCUCAGCCCGCUGGACGGCAAAACCUGUCUGGUGCACUCCGUGAGGCCCUCGCAGUGCUCCACCUACCCCUGGUGGCCCGAGUUGAUGCAUGACGCCGAGUGGGAUUGGGAGAAGGCCAACAUCUGUGAGGGCUUUGACCACGCCGACGCGCCCGAGCUGGACGUGGAGGAGGCGGCGCGGCAGCUCAAGGAGGCAAACACCAUGACGCAGUUGCGGCUGCUGGCUUCAAACGUUCGAGUCACGCCCAAGGAGAUGGACUGGGCGACCCGUGUGCUGGUCUGGGAGGAGGAGGACGGCGAGGAGGGGCUCGAGGGCGGGGGCGCAGCCGCAAAAGAGGCGAACGCAGGGAAGCAGGGCAAGGGCCCGAAACCCGAGAAGGGUGGCAAGCGCAAGUGAGGGGGUCAUGACUAUGUCAGUUUGGGAAUCUGACUUCGCUCACGAGCGCUGCUGGGAACAAACCGGAUUACUGAAUCAUGGAAUGAUUGCGGCUAAGUCAAGGAGGCAACGUAGAGCCUUUGUUGUUGAUAUUGAAAUAGUGUUUGAUUGCAACGCCGAUUUCCAGUGGCUGACCAGCGGCAAAGCGCGGUCGGAGUUGACGCACCUUUACAGAGGUCGGUGUUUUAGGACGACACGCUUUACAUCACUCGUUGCC